Molecule: messenger RNA, 1161 nt
Organism: Hibiscus syriacus
Lineage: Eukaryota; Viridiplantae; Streptophyta; Magnoliopsida; Malvales; Malvaceae
Exons: 3
Coding region: 1-1161 (386 amino acids)
Source: RefSeq, a predicted model, not a curated record
AUGUUGUAUGCGUCUGCUUCAGAGUCUAUCUCUGGAUCUUAUUCUGUUUCUGAUCUCUUUUCUUGUUCUUCUUAUCUUUUUCUCUUUUCUCAAAGUGUUUAUGAGUGGAUUCUUCGUGCUCGUGCUUCGAUCUCCGGAUCUAGAUCUGCUAAUUCACCUGGUUUCUUAUGGAACAAAGAUAAUAGGACUUGGAUUACAGUCACUAUAGUUUACGCAAGCCCUCAAUCAUCACAAAGGAAACUUCUUUGGGACAAACUCAAACAAUUGGAUCCCGGAAACAAUGAAGCGUGGACACUAGGUGGUGACUUUAAUGCCAUUUUAAGAUGGGAAGAAAGGAAAGGUGGUGUUCCCCGAGGGUCCGGAGUGAAAGGAUUUCUCACACUUUGUGAAUACAACAACUUGAACUGGUCUUUUCGAGUCAUAGCUGCAUGGCUUGAUCAUCCCAUUUUCAAGGAAUUUCUCAGCACAAACUGGAACCGGGAAGCACAUGUCUGUUGGAACGUCGAGGAAUUCAAAAAUAAGGUGUCAACUUGGAACCAAGAAGUCUUUGGUCACAUAGGGGUCAGAAAGAGGAAAACCUUGGCUCGGCUUAGGGGAAUAGAGAAAGCUUUGAACAAAGCUCACUCGUUAUUUAUUGAAGACCUGGAAAAGCAACUACAAACAGAGCUUGACGUCAUAUUAGAACAAGAGGAAAGCCUAUGGUUUCAAAAGGCGAGAAGUAAAUGGGUACUUCAGAGCAACAAAAAUACAAAAUACUUCCAUACAUCCACGAUGAGCAGACGAAGGACAAACACGAUCAAAGCAUUAAAAUUGUCGGAUGACACAUGGUGUGGAGAUCAAGAAACGUUGAAGGAUAUGGCUACAGAUUUCUACCAAAACAUGUUCACAAACUCUAACAUGGACGGUCAUGGAUACGAGCUCAGCGGUGAAUUUCUGAUAAUGGAGCAAAAUGUAAAAGAAGAGUUAGUAGCACCGGUAACGGUCGACGAAAUCAAAGGGGUAAUGUUUGAGAUGAACCAAUGGAAAGCACCCGGGGUGGAUGGUAUGCAUGCUUUAUUCUAUCAACGUAACUGGAAUAUUGUGGGGGAUUUAGUAUGCAAGUUUGUUAAGGAAGUGUUCAAUGGUGCUCAAUCGACGAAAACCUUAACAUCACACUAUUAG